Topomyia yanbarensis is the source of this 5074-nucleotide messenger RNA. It is a transcript of the gene Fas2, whose product is annotated as fasciclin-2. The record is from RefSeq and is a predicted model, not a curated record. Gene Ontology annotation, cellular component: axon; plasma membrane; neuronal cell body. Lineage: Eukaryota; Metazoa; Arthropoda; Insecta; Diptera; Culicidae. Gene Ontology annotation, molecular function: protein binding; axon guidance receptor activity. Bases 977 to 3655 code for a protein of 892 amino acids. Gene Ontology annotation, biological process: synapse organization; homophilic cell-cell adhesion. The transcript is spliced from 11 exons.
AGUCGUACGGUGCGUACGUAUAGACUCAUUCGGACAAACCGGUUACCUCUAGUUGCUGUGGUGGAUUCUGUGGAGAAGUUUGUCAGCGGAUCGCCGGAGGUGGGGUCUUCCCUUGGCGUUUGGAUAAGUUGCGAAAGUGUCAGCGACAGGAAUAUUGGCGGUAGUGGAUUGUUAGAUUGGCCGCGAAGAAAGCAAUUUCUGGUGGAGUGGUUCGUGACAAAGUGCCAAGUCCGUGAAUGUUACACAAUUUUACCUCCAUCGCACCACAAGCUUGCAAGGCGUGCGCCCAUUUGCGUAGCGCUUACCACAGACGCAAAUUGAAUUUGGAGAAAUUCAACAGUUUGGGUGUGGGUGGACGUAACAACAAUUGAAUUCCCUUUCGAGUGCUCACUCGGUAAUUUUAUGAAUGGACUCGGCAGUGAUAGUUUAAACAACUUAGUAGGGGAGCACUAUUAACCAUAAUCAUCACUAUUAUUCAUCAACAUCGACCCAUACCUAUUCUUUGUGCAGAACGGUGGAGUUAGCUAGUGUGAGUAGUCGUGGAUAAUAAAAAUUGAAAACAACUCAUCCAUACAAAUACCGGCGCACCUGUGGGUAACGGCCGUGUGCUCAGGUGGAUUAUUCUCGUGCAAGCAACUCAAGCUGAAAUUUAUUCAGUUCUUUGGUAUAGUUUAAAAUUGCAAGAAAAAUUCUAUUAACAUUUCCCAGAUUGCGCGUAAUAUUAUCAUCCAUGUUAAAAUAUGGUAAUAAAAUAAUCAACAGGAAUAAAGCGUAAUGGUCAAGUGAUUAUAUCCAGUAAAGUAACACGAGCAAGGUGGUAGUGGUUGUACACGGAGCGAAUUAAAGGUGUUUGUGAGAAAAGCGAAAGAUACAAAGCUAGAUACAAAAAUAAGUGAGAAACAAAAAGGCAGCAAUCACCCAUACCUAUAGUUAGUUUCAGUUUACAACAACCGACUUACCCGACACUAGUCCGACAAUGGCGAGCGAGUUGAAGCUGAGUUCUGCAUCGAUAACGAUACUCUGUUGGAUUACGCUAUUAGGACUAACCCGAUGCCAGAAGGUUCCCAGUCUACAGAUUCUGCCGGCGGCAUCUAUUCAGCGGAAACCAGUGGGAGCGUCCUUGUUACUGACCUGCCGACCGGAUGUCCCCGAUAGCACACUGAUAUCCGAUCUGCGGUGGAGCGACAACCGCAACAUGACGAUACCGCCGAAAGCGACCAAACAUUACUAUCCCCAGUACGAUUCUAAGGGCCGAAAGCUCCCGGCGAAAGCGGGUCAGUCGUCUCCGCCGAUAUAUACCGAGUCGAUCGCAAGCGGACAGGCCCUGGCGCUGAUAUUCAACUCACUGCAGGAAUCGAUGGCCGGCAUUUACUACUGCGCGGCGUCCUAUUCCGUCACCGAGCAGCUGGGAGCAUCCGUUUCGGUGGAAACUUACGUUGCCAUCACAUGGAAGAAUGCACCGGAGGAUCAGCGGCCAAUCCUGGGCGAGGAUUAUAUCGUUCGCUGCGAGGUGACAGCCAAUCCGCCAGCCACUGUGGAUUGGCUCCGGAAUGGGGAUCCGAUUAGGUCUGUCGGUCGGUAUGUUAUCGAAAACCGAGGAUUGCUGAUCAAGAAUGUAUCGGAGAGUGAUGAUGGUUUGUACACUUGCCGUGCCGCUGUGAUAUCCACGGGGGAAUUAGCCAAACGACAGAUCCGAGUCGAGGUACAAAUCAAGCCAGAAGUGCAAAAACUUCCACCCGUGCUGGACGCAGUAGAGGGUCAAUCAUUUUCGUUUCUGUGCAACGCUACCGGUAAGCCAGUUCCUGAGUUCCAAUGGAUUAAGAAAAGUACACAGCAAAAUGUAGCAGAUAUUGAUAGGUUCUCUGUUAAUCCGCUAACGGGUCAGCUUGACAUCAGCCGGGUGGAACAGGACGACCACGACACGUACUCGUGUGUUGCCAAAAAUGCGGCCGGUAUUUCCGAAUCGACCACCAGACUAAAUGUUCUAAUUCGUCCGAAGAUCAUCGAAUUUAUGAAUAUCACAGUACCUGAGGAUACCGAAGCCGUCUUUGCAUGCAGAGCCUUUGGUAGACCGCCACCGGAAAUUACAUUCCGACGAUUUGGAACAACUGAGGAGUACUCAAUUGGUUUGCAAGUCAGUGAUGAUCGUAUCGUUCUGGAUUUGAACACAAAUACCGAGCGAAGCGAAACCACAGCAAGUUUGCGAAUUUCCAAAGUAGCCAAGACUGACGACGGUUUGUAUGAUUGUAUAGCUCGAAAUCCCGGUGAUGUGGCGUACAAAGUCGGUCACAUUACUGUUGAGUACAAACCUAAUUUCGACCACAUGAAACUUUUGCCACCAGUUUUCACAUGGGAGCAACGCCCGGCAAAUCUCAGCUGCUUUGCUCAGGCAAUUCCAAACGCCACUAUCGAAUGGCGCUGGAAUGAUCGUCGUAUCUCGGAUCUCUACGACAUUAACAUGCAAAUUCAAAACCAUGGUGUGCGAAGUGAUUUAAUCAUUAAACCCUUUGAUCAGCGGUAUUACACAAGCUACAAGUGCGUGGCGACCAACCGUUUGGGACGCAAUGAACACAUCAUGGAGCUACGGGAGGCGCGUAUUCCAGAUGCAAUUGCUCAAGCCAAACCACGUUCCGUUAGUGCAACUUCUAUGACCUUUGAAAUCAUGCCCCCAGCGGUGGAGAAGGGGCUACCGAUAACUGCCAUCUCAGUGCAAUACAAGGAAGAAUUUAAUCCGGACUGGAUUAACUCGAUGAACCGAACCUGGUCACCGGACAGCCCAUACAUUGUGGAAGGAUUGAAACCUCAGACAUCCUACAGCUUCAGGUUUGCCGCUAGAAACGUGGUAGGACUUGGUCAGUGGGCCGCGUAUGUAGUACAUUCGACACCGAAACGAUCCGAACCGGAAACACCGAAAACGCUGCACACGCCGAUCCAGGAGGAGGACGAUGAAGACGAUGCCAUCGUGGCGUCACCGUAUGCCGAUCACUUCGAGCUCCGGUGGAACGUUCCCGUGGACAAUGGCGAACCAAUCUCGUACUACAGGGUGAAGUACUGUCCGGGCUCAAAAAUCAACGGCGUGUGGACGGAGCUGGAGGGUGCUUGCAUCGAGGAGGACAUCCCAAUAGCGACGCACUACGAAAUGCGUGAUUUGCAAGCGGACACCUACUAUCGGAUAGAGCUGAUGGCACACAAUGCCAUUGGGUUCUCGAAACCGGCUCACCUACUGCUGAAGACUGCCCGAGGAAUCGAUGUGGUGCUGCGUGUUGAUGACCACGCCCUCUCAUCGGCUGCUGUGAUCGGAAUCGUGGUCGGCUGUGUCCUGCUGCUGCUGCUGAUCAUCGAUAUCCUUUGCUGUCUGAUAGGUAACCUCGGUCUGCUGGCGAUGCUGUGCAGAAGGACGAAACGCUCCCCGUCGGAGCUUGGCGAUGAAGAGAAGUUGGGAAGUGGGAGCCUCAUCAAGGAACGUCCACCCUCACCGUUACCGCUGCCGCCACCGUUCGUAAAGCUUGGUGCAACCACACCACUGGAAGAUGAAAAGCAGCCGUUGAACACGCUACCCGAAGUAGGCGUUAAAACGAACAUGUCGGUGGAAUUCGACGGUAGAGGAGUGCAGACUCGGAGCGGCGAAAUAAUCGGGAAAAAUUCGUCAGUGUAAUCCGGCCAACUGGUACUUAGAAUGCAGGGAAUUAUGUACGCAGUGAAAAGACGGUAUAGCCAGAGUGACCCAUUCCAGAGCGUGCUGGGGUCGGUACGGUGGGCAAAUGAGAGAACAGUAACUGAAAAGUCUUCACAAAAUUGUGUAUAUUUAGCUAUUAGUAAUAAAGGCGAGUUGCAAACUUACUGUUUGCUAUGUACUUUAUGAACAAAAUGCGACAGAAUUAUGCUCUCAUGUUCAUUGCAGAUUUUUCAUGGACUUAUUAGUUUCGAAGACAUGUAUCGUACUUCUGUUGGAUUACUUAGAUAUUAGCUAACAAGGUUCCUCUGCUGAUGCUACCUUAGGAACACAAACUCUUUUAAUCGCCAUCUAAUUAGUAUUCAACCCAUUAACUAUAGCAGUGAUUAGACAGUGACGCAAUGUGUGCUUUUGCUAACAAAACUCGAACAAAUAUAAAAUUCCUAUAAUUCAAAUGGUAAAAUGUACUGUUUGAGUAAAUGAACCAUACUGAUCGAAGGGAGUUUAAUAAAGAGCGAAAUUAGUAUUACUAUAAGUUCUAUAUUGAUUAUACCAAGCAAACCAAAUGAAGCCAAGAGUCAGGUGAAACAGAGAUACAAUAAAGCCAUACUGAUUAGUUAGGUAUUUUUGAUGUCGUUACUUAUGCGAGAAUACUAAAAUAUGUACUAGCUUCUGCCUUCAUGGAACCACAUACCUAGAUAUGACCCCCUGAGUCAAGACCCCAAAGCCUAGCUCACACGGUUUUUACUCAUGAAGCUCCUGAAAAUGGGCCAUCCCAGAUAUAAACGCAACUUUCAUCAGUCACUGUGAACUUACAUAAUUGUACAAAUAAUUGAUUCAGUCUAACUACAAAUAACCGUUUGUAGUUUAAUAUUGUCUUACCAUCACACACACAGAAAAGAAUAUUAAAGAAAAUCGGGUCAACAAUUAACUAGGUUCAAAAAAAUCAGAGCACUUUGCGUCUGUCACAUAUUUGUAUUUUAUCUCAAAGCUAAUAUUUAUACGACAAUGCUUGAGCUCUAUUCAUUGUAUAGCUUAUAAGAGCCACAGACCAAUUCAAAAUAGUUAUAUUUUGUAACUUUCUUUACAACGUCACAAAAGCUGUCUACACAGAACUCAUGCUAAAAUCAUCCUUUGAAGUAGUCAUGACUCAGUUAAUUACAUUAUUACUAGCAGCACGAGUGAAUGACUCCGGAUUAUUUGCGAAUCAGAUCUCAACCGAAAAGAGUUUGUAAUUUGUAGAAAAUGAAAGUUCUUUUAUAUAUAAUUCCGUUUAGAUUAGCUUUAGUUUAAGUUAGAUUAUUUCUAAUUAAUCAUGAACCUACACCAUUGUGUUAUUUUCAACGUAAACCAAAUUACCUAAAUGUAAUAAAAGCUGAAAAUAUACGUUUUUAAAUAAAA